Molecule: messenger RNA, 1773 nt
Organism: Symbiodinium sp. CCMP2592
Lineage: Eukaryota; Dinophyceae; Suessiales; Symbiodiniaceae
Source: the annotation of a GenBank genome assembly
AUGAGUGCACAGUCAACCGGAGCAGCACUGUCUUCAUGCAUUUUUGAGGAUCGGUGGCAGGACGCGAUUCAACUCCUGGAGUGCUUCCAUGCUUUGGACAUUGAAGCAGGCACCAUUUCGCUCAAUUCCGCCAUGAGCAUUUGCAAGCAUCCAGGAGGAUGGCAAACUGCAAACCACCUCGUCAGCAGCAUCUAUGCCCGAAGCCUUGAGGCAUCGUCCAUCACGUAUAACACUUGCAUGAGCGCAUGCUCCGAAGGUGGUCAUUGGCAAACUUCCUGUGUUCUUUUCAGCCGGAUGCGGGACAGACAUCUCCCAGGAACUGUGGUCUCUUACGGCGCCUUACUGGAAGCUAAGAGUCCUUCUUGCUGGCGACAUGUGUUGGCUUUGUUUUUGCAACUCGGAACAUCAGGUUUAGAAUCCAACAUAGUCACCUCCGCUGCUGUGAUCAGUGGUGAGAUCAAGGGCCAGUGGCAGCGUGCAUGUGCAUUGCUUAUGGCAUGCACCACACGACAAAUCCGAAUCAACUUGACGGCCUUCAAUGCCGUCAUCAGCGCCUGCGAGAAGGAACGUCGAUGGGAAGCAGCACUGCAUCUCUUGGAAGAGCUGCAACUCGAGCGGAUCCGAGCGGACAUCAUCUCGUUCAACGCAGUAAUCAGUGCUUGCAACGCAGGCGGGAUGUGGCAGCAGGCGCUUGCCUUGCUUGUGCGUCUGGAUGCCCUCAUGAUGCGCGCCGACGCUGGGCUGGCUAUCUUUGAGGUUGCCGACAGGUGUUCUUCAUUCGGAUUGCCCUUCUCGACAUGUUCGAAUCGAAACACCAGCCACCUAUCCCUGUGGCUGAUGGCAUUGAUUUCAGGCCCAACAUGGGCCACUGUGACGCAGAUGCCAUGCUCGCCUCCAGACCAUGAUCGGAUUACGUACAAUGCCGCCAUCAGCGCUUGCGAGAAGAGCCAGGAAUGGCAGCAAGCAUUGGUUCUUCUUGGGCAAGCGGAGCGGCAGAGAAUGCAGCUGGGCAUCAUAACCUACAACGCUGCCAUCAGCGCUUGCGAUAGAGGUGGGCAAUGGGAGCUGGCGCUGCAUUUACUCAACGAGGCUGUCUGCAAACGAUUGAGACCGCAGCUUACGAGCUACAACGCGGCAGCCAGCGCCUGCGCCAAGGAGCUGCGGUGGUACGAGGCAGUGAUUCUUCUGGGCCAGCUGAACGAAGCCGGGAUGGAAGAUGCUCGGGCAUGGAUUGGGUGGGGUCGAAGUUUUCAGAAAUUCGAUGCACAGGCAUCUGGACUGUUUGCCCUGAAGCCCCUCAUAUUGAAACUUCCGCGCUUGGCAACCUACCUCGCCUCCAUGGAUGCUUCGGAGAUCAGCUUCAUGCUCGGACUCCUCUCUGAGGAGUAUAAGAAGAACUUUGAGAUUGUCUCCUCGCUCGAGACAGAGCAGCCGAUGCUGAAGCUCAGCUACCUCUCAGACUUUCGCCACCCCAUCGUGGCGAAAGCUGCGCCGGAGUGGGUUGCAGACCUGUUCGCAGCCGUGCAUGAGGAGAUGCCUCCCACACCGUCGGGCAGCACCACCUUGCUGUCUUGCAACAUGUCCUUCAACGAGUCGCUGGCCACGCGCUUCUUCGACUUGAUGGGAGAGGAGGCGGAGAGGGCACCUCGACUGGCACGGCGGAGGUGGCAAAAUCGCUUGCAGCGACAAUUUCUCACGUGCUCCACAGAUGAAUUUCGCGGAGUAAACCCUUUGACCAAGAGUAUUGCCCUCCUCGGACCCGUCGUGAGAUGA